This is a messenger RNA of Daucus carota subsp. sativus, 1434 nucleotides long. RefSeq names its product xyloglucan endotransglucosylase protein 7. Lineage: Eukaryota; Viridiplantae; Streptophyta; Magnoliopsida; Apiales; Apiaceae. Gene Ontology annotation, cellular component: apoplast; cell wall. The transcript is spliced from 5 exons. The coding region runs from base 214 to 1257 and encodes 347 amino acids. Gene Ontology annotation, biological process: xyloglucan metabolic process; cell wall biogenesis. The record is from RefSeq and is a predicted model, not a curated record. Gene Ontology annotation, molecular function: xyloglucan:xyloglucosyl transferase activity; hydrolase activity, hydrolyzing O-glycosyl compounds.
UUGACACUGUUGUGCGUGCAGUAGACUAAAUCCCAAAACUCUUGGGCACAUGUCUGGUGAGAGUGAGAUACGGACUAGCCAAUUUCAGGCAAUUUCAUUGUCCAAUUGCUGAUAUUGCAUGCCCCUUUUGUCUUCUGCAAGACCAGACUCAAAACAUGUAUGAUCCUUUGAGACACAACUGACCAAUGCGGAUCCAAAUCCCAGCUAACCGCAAUGGGCUUUCCCUCCUCAUCAAGACACAGACGAUUUGUUCGAAACGUUCGCCUCAUUGUUUCUCAGUUCGGUCCCUUCCUUGCUCUACUCUCUGUCGGCUUAUACCUUCUCUUCAAGGUGGAUGUUUACAUCUAUAGAAGUAGAGCAGCUGCGCGAUACCAGCAUGUACAAUCCCCACCAGAAAAGAUACAGACGACUCCUACUACUUACAAGAAAACCAGCACUUUCAGGAGGACUCUAACCAAUGGUACUUUUGACCGCAAUUUUGAGGUAACGUGGGGAGAUGAAAAUGCUAGUAUACGCAAGAAUGGCGAGCUACUCACUCUUUCCCUUGACAGUGUGUCGGGUUCAGGAUUUCAGUCCAGACAUGAAUAUCUCUUUGGAAGGAUUGAUAUGCAGAUCAAGCUUGUCCCUGGAAAUUCUGCAGGCACUGUCACUACCUAUUAUUUGUCAUCUGAAGCUCAAGCCCAUGAAGGCGACAACCAUGAUGAGAUAGAUUUUGAAUUUUUGGGGAAUUCAAGUGGUGAACCUUACACUCUUCAUACAAAUGUGUUCAGUCAAGGGAAGGGUAAGAGAGAGCAGCAGUUUUUUCUGUGGUUUGACCCUACUGCAGAUUUUCACACCUAUACGAUUGUCUGGAACCCUCAACGGAUUAUCUUCUUAGUGGAUGAUAUACCAAUCAGAGAGUUCAAGAAUGCUGAAUCAAUUGGUGUUCCAUUCCCUAAGGACCAACCAAUGAAAAUAUACUCUAGUCUAUGGAAUGCUGAUGAAUGGGCGACACAGGGUGGACGAGUGAAGACUGACUGGACUCUGGCUCCUUUCAUAGCUUCUUUCCAGAAUUUCAGUGCGGAUGCCUGCAUCUGGGCCUCUGGUGUUUCUUCUUGUGAAAAGAACUCACCGCGGAAAAAGAUGUGGUUCACACAGAAGAUAAACACAGCAGACACGAGGAAAAUGAGAAAAGUGCAGAAGUAUAAUAUGGUAUAUGAUUACUGCAAGGACAAAUGGAGGUUCCCUAAAGGCCCUGCUCCAGAAUGCAGGUUUUGAUACUAAUGUCAAGAAAAAGAUCUACAAUACUUUCACCAGUACAUAAGUUUUUAUGUAACCACAAACAAAUUUCUGUUUUUUUUGUGAAUUCUUUGUCAAACUAAUUUAGACGGAUAGAUUAGGAAAUGAUCAAUGAAACCUAAGUUUGCUACCUAGCAAACUGCACAUUCGGCCUUC